Molecule: messenger RNA, 6806 nt
Organism: Loxodonta africana (African savanna elephant)
Lineage: Eukaryota; Metazoa; Chordata; Mammalia; Proboscidea; Elephantidae
Gene: GRIN2C
Product: glutamate ionotropic receptor NMDA type subunit 2C
Exons: 12
Coding region: 2275-6357 (1360 amino acids)
Biological process (GO): long-term synaptic potentiation; monoatomic ion transport; excitatory postsynaptic potential
Cellular component (GO): NMDA selective glutamate receptor complex; plasma membrane
Molecular function (GO): NMDA glutamate receptor activity
Source: RefSeq, a predicted model, not a curated record
GGGAGGCUUGAGGGCAGGGGAUGUAUGCUUGGGAGUCUGGGGGGCAAGGAACCUGUACAAAUUUCUACAGGGGCUGGGGAUCUAGGGCAAAAUGAGCUUAGAGAGUCUUUGCAAAGGCUAUACCAAGAAUGACAGUGCCCUCUGCAGCCAUGAGUUAAAAUUUCUGUUCGAUGGUUGCUGAGGUGUGGUGUGGCAUGGCACGGCUUAGAAUCCUGUCCCAGACUCAAACGUAUCGGGCUGACAUUCUACAUCUGUGUACUAGGAGACCAUACACAUGGGGAGAUGCCAAGAGCCUCACAAUCAGUACAGUAUUCCCUCCCCUGCCCAAAGGCUGUCUUCUCAGCCUGAAAUUCCACCGUCAGACAUGUUAGCUUAAGGCUUUGACUGUUGUUAAACUCAUGGGAGUGAUAACACUCUAAGCCACUGUUGUUGUUAGGUACCGUCAAGUCGGUUCUGGCUCGUAGCGACCCUAUGGGACAGACUGGAACUACCCUAUAGGGUUUUCCAAGGAGUGGCUGGUGGAUUUGAACUGCCAACCUUUUGGUUAGCAGGCAAGCUCUUAACCACUGCGCCACCAGGCUCUAAGAUGUUAUCAGUCCCUUAUCCCUCCAUGUGAAUGAGCUGCAGAGAAAAGGUCUUGCUGGGGGAGGCUGGGAGGGCAGGAUAUUGGUGAAAGGGGAAAUCAGUAGAAAGGGGAGGUUGGAGGUGCUAGUAGUGAACAGCUUAUUCCGCAGACUUGUCCUAGCUGGUCCAAGGAUUGUCACCUCUUGCACAGCACACUCCAAGUUCCUGGAGGGCAGAGACCACGUCUUACCCAUGCUGACAUUCCACCACCCAGUGUGAAGUAUACAGAAGGUGCUCAGUGCACAUAUAUCAAGUUAAGUUUCCAAACUAAGAGUCAGUCUGGUGGUCUCCCUUGGAGGGAUCAUUUUCGCAACCCUGGGGAAAGGUGGAAGAAGCUUCCUGAAUGUUUCCUGGUGGCCCCUUGGACUUCUCUGCUCCCUGGCUUCCUCAGAGAGAAAUGGAGGCCCAGGAAUGCCCUCGUGCAAAUGGGUCUGCAAGAGAUUAGGCUUUGGACAAAAGGAAGAGAGAAAUUAGGUGAUAGGCAAAAGGAAGGCCCUGGAAGAAAGCUCGAGCCCGCCCGGAAUGUCCUCUCUGGUCCCAAGGAUGAGAUUCCGACAGGGGGUUGUGAGUGUCUGAGGCAGGAGUGUUGACCCCCUUGUGUGUCAGGGUAGAAGUGUGCUCCACAGGGUUUUCAGUAGCUGAUUUUUCAGAAGGGGAUGCUGGGGGUCUCUCUGCAUUUCUGCAGGGACACCUGGAGCAGCCAGCCCACCCUGUUCACCUUUCACUCUCCUGGUUCAGAAGCUUCCUUGGGGAUGGAGCUGGAGAAGGCGUCAGAGCUGUGGCUGACGAUCAGCUGGGAGGGAGAGCAACAUCAGUGGGUGCCACUCAGGACUCAAACUGCCCUCACGGGCUUGGCUCAUGGCCCCAAUCCAAAGCAAUGACGUCCAGCAGGAAUUCACGUCAGGCCUCUGGGUUAGGUUCAAAAAAAGAUCCCACACACCAGGGCCUGGCCUGAGCGUUGGACAAGGCAAUGAUGUCACACCCCUGCAGUGAAAGAGCUGCUACUAACAGGCCACAAGAGCAGGGCUGUGGGGAUGUCCAGUGCCCGGGAGGUGGCAGCUCUGUGCCAGGCAGGGCCACACAGAGGAGGGUCCUUGGUGGAUAGGCUGACCACUAGCGUGUGCCCUGGUGGGAGACUAUGGAAAAUCUGGCACAAUUUAGGUUGGAGCAGAGAGGAUGGGGGUGGGGCAGAGGAGUGGGGGUGCAGGUUAUAAAAGAUCCUUUCUUCACCCGGCUAAGGGUUUGUCACGUGUAGGAUGAGGAUGCUAAUAAAUGUUAUCUCAUAUAAGUCCUCACAGUCUAGUUAGGUAAAGAAGAAGUUGCCAUUGAGAUAGUUCCAACUCAUGGUGACCCCAUGUGUGUCAGAGUAGAGCUGUACUCCACAGGGUUUUCAGUGGCUGAUUUUUUAGAAGUAGAUAACCAGGCCUUUCUUCUGAGGCAUCUCUGGGUGGACUUGAACCUCCAACCUUUCGGUUAGCAGUCGAGCAUGUUAACUGUUGGCACCACACAGGGACACACCAGUGAGGUAGGUCCUGUGAUUAUCCCAGGCAAGAAAAUGUGUCUCAGAGAGGUUAAGCAACUUGUCCAAGAUCACACAGCAAGGAAGUGGCAGAAUGGAGACUCGAACUUGGAUCUGUACAACUCAAAUCCAUGUACUUAAGUACCAGGCUAGCGUUUUCACUGUGUCUUCCUGGGACAGAACACAGAUCAAUGAGUUUCAAAAGGUUUGACCUUUCUAGCCAAGCAUGCAGUUCAGCAGUAGAAUGGAGGGUGGUGCGUGCCCCAUCACGGCUUGCUCUUCUCCCCAGCCCCUGCCCCUCUGGGAUAUCCUGGGGACACUCAGCUAACCUCUCUGUCUCUUCCUCUUUGUCUGUGUCUGUCUCCCUCUCUCUCCCCUUCUCUUCCCCUCUUCUCUCCCUUCCAUCCUCUGGGUGUGUGUCCUCUGAUACUGGCCUUUGUCUCCUGUCUGUCCAUCUGCCUCUCUCUGUGCCUGUCUCCCUCGUCGUACCUGCCUUGUUCUCUCCAAAGGACCCUCCAGUGGACAUGGGUGGGGCCCUGGGUCUGGCUCUGCUGCUCACCUCAAUCCUGGGUGCCUGGUCAGGGCUGGGCCCAGGUCAGGGCCAACAGGCUGUGACGGUGGCUGUGGUGUUUGGCAGCUCAGGGCCACCCCAGGCCCAGGCUCGUGCCCACUUCACCCCCCAGAGCUUCCUGGACCUGCCCCUGGAGAUCCAGCCCCUCACCGUGGGGGUCAACAACACCAACCCCAGCAGCCUCCUCACCCAGAUCUGUGGGCUCCUGGGUGCUGCCCGCGUCCACGGCAUCGUCUUUGAGGACAACGUAGGCACCGAGGCUGUGGCCCAGAUCCUCGACUUCAUCUCCUCCCAGACCCACGUACCCAUCCUCAGCAUCAGCGGGGGCUCUGCCGUGGUCCUCACUCCCAAGGAGCCGGGCUCCGCCUUCUUGCAGCUGGGCGUGUCCCUGGAGCAGCAGCUGCAGGUGCUCUUCAAGGUGCUGGAGGAGUACGCCUGGAACGCCUUCGCCGUCAUCACCAGCCUGCACCCGGGCCACGCGUUCUUCCUCGAGAGCGUGCGCACCGUCGCCGACUCCAGCCACCUGGGUUGGCGGCUGCUGGACGUGCUGACGCUGGAGCUAGGCCCCGGCGAGCCGCGCUCGCACACCCAGCGCCUGCUGCGCCAGAUCGACGCGCCGGUGCUGGUGGCCUACUGCUCGCGCGACGAGGCUGAGGUGCUCUUCGCCGAGGCGGCGCGCGCCGGCUUGGUGGGGCCCGGGCACGUGUGGCUGGUGCCCAACCUGGCGCUGGGCAGCACCGACGCUCCGUCCGUCGCCUUCCCCAUGGGCCUCAUCAGCGUCGUCACCGAGAGCUGGCGCCUCAGCCUGCGCCAGAAGGUCCGCGACGGAGUGGCCAUCCUGGCCCUAGGUGCCCACAGCUACUGGCGCCAGCACGGCGCCCUGCCCGCCGCGGCUGGGGACUGCCGUGGCCACCCCGGGCCUGUCAGUCCUGCCCGGGAGGCCUUCUACAGGCAUCUGCUGAAUGUCACCUGGGAGGGCCGAGACUUCUCCUUCAGCCCUGGUGGGUACCUGGUCCAGCCCACCAUGGUUGUGAUAGCUCUCAACCGGCACCGCCUCUGGGAGAUGGUGGGGCGCUGGGAGCAUGGCGUCCUGCACAUGAAGUACCCAGUGUGGCCUCGAUACAGUGCCUCUCUGCAGCCCGUGGUGGACAGCCGGCACCUGACAGUGGCCACGCUGGAAGAGCGGCCCUUUGUCAUUGUGGAGAGCCCCGACUCUGGCACCGGCGGCUGCGUGCCCAACACCGUGCCCUGCCGCAGACAGAACAAUCACACCUUCAGUGGAGAUGCAGCCCCCUACACCAAGCUGUGCUGUAAGGGCUUCUGCAUCGACAUCCUCAAGAAGCUGGCCAAGGUGGUCAAGUUCUCCUACGACCUGUACCUGGUGACCAAUGGCAAGCAUGGAAAGAGGGUGCGCGGCGUGUGGAACGGCAUGAUUGGGGAGGUGUACUACAAGCGGGCAGACAUGGCCAUCGGCUCCCUCACCAUCAAUGAGGAGCGCUCGGAGAUCGUGGACUUCUCUGUGCCCUUCGUGGAGACGGGCAUCAGCGUCAUGGUGGCUCGCAGCAAUGGCACUGUCUCCCCCUCAGCCUUCCUGGAGCCCUACAGCCCCUCGGUGUGGGUGAUGAUGUUCGUCAUGUGCCUCACCGUGGUGGCCAUCACCGUCUUCAUGUUCGAGUACUUCAGCCCCGUCAGCUACAACCAGAACCUUGCCAGCGGGAAGAAGUCUGGGGGCCCAUCUUUCACCAUCGGCAAGUCCGUGUGGCUACUGUGGGCGCUGGUCUUCAACAACUCGGUGCCCAUCGAGAAUCCCCGGGGCACCACCAGCAAAAUCAUGGUCCUGGUCUGGGCCUUCUUUGCCGUCAUCUUCCUCGCCAGCUACACUGCCAACCUGGCUGCCUUCAUGAUCCAAGAGCAGUACAUUGACACUGUGUCUGGUCUCAGUGACAAGAAGUUUCAGCGGCCUCAAGAUCAGUACCCGCCCUUCCGCUUUGGCACCGUGCCCAAUGGCAGCACCGAGCGGAACAUCCGCAGCAACUACCGUGACAUGCACACCCACAUGGUCAAGUUCAACCAGCGCUCGGUGGAGGACGCACUCACAAGCCUCAAGAUGGGGAAGCUGGAUGCCUUCAUCUACGACGCCGCUGUCCUCAACUACAUGGCAGGCAAGGAUGAAGGCUGCAAGCUGGUCACCAUUGGGUCUGGCAAGGUCUUUGCCACCACUGGCUACGGCAUCGCCAUGCAGAAGGACUCCCAUUGGAAGCGGCCCCUAGACCUGGCACUCCUGCAGUUCCUGGGUGACGGGGAGACACAGAAGCUGGAGACGGUGUGGCUCUCAGGGAUCUGCCAGAAUGAGAAGAAUGAGGUGAUGAGCAGCAAGCUGGACAUCGACAACAUGGCGGGUGUCUUCUACAUGCUGCUCGUGGCCAUGGGGCUGGCCCUGCUGGUCUUUGCCUGGGAGCACCUGGUGUACUGGAAGCUGCGACAUUCAAUGCCCCACACGUCCCAGCUGGACUUCCUGCUGGCUUUCAGUAGGGGCAUCUACAGUUGCUUCAGCGGCGUGCAGAGCCUGGCCAGUCCCGCGCGGCCGCCCAGCCCGGACCUCACGGCCGGCUCGGCCCAGGCCAACGUGCUCAAGAUGCUGCGGGCGGCGCGCAACAUGGUGACAACAGCUGGCGUGGGCAGCUCCCUGGACCGCGCCACGCGCACCAUCGAGAACUGGGCCAACCGUCGCGCGCCCCCGACGCCCGCCGCGCACUCUCCGACCCCCCGCCCGCCCCCUGAGCCCAGUCCCAAGGCCUGGGGGCCGUCCGGUGGCGGCUGCGCAGUCCUGGUGCACCGGACCCAGCAGCCACCAGUUCGCCCCCCGACGCCCGCGCCGUCUCUGCCCAACGACCCCCGGACGCUUGGGCGGCCGGCCUGGGACACCCGGCGGCUAGCGCGGGCCGGGCGCGGCAGGUGGCACCUCUCGUCCUCCGAGCGGCGCGCACCGCCGGAGAGCCCCCUGUCCCCUGCGCGCUGUUCCUACAACUCCUUCCCGCGAGGCGACCGGGCGGGGCGCCCCUUCCUCCCGCUCUUCCCGGAGCCUCCGGAGCCCGAGAACUUGCCGCUGCUUGGGCGGGAGCAGCUGGCCCGGCGGGAGGCUCUGUUGCACGCGGCCUGGGCCCGCAGUCCCCGUCCGCGCCACGCCUCCCUGCCCAGUUCGGUGGCGGCAGCCUUCGCUCGGCCCAGGUCGCAAUCUGCCGCGUGCGCAGGUCCUACCUGCGCCUGCCGUGACGCCCGCCUGGCCUGGAGGCUCCCGGCGCCGUCGCUCCGGCUGCCGUCCUACCGCGAGGCGUGCCGGGGGGGCAUGCGGGAAGGGACCCCCACCUGGCCGCACGGACAGCACGCCUGCCUCCACGCCCAUGCCCACCUACCGCUCUGUUGGGGCGCUGUCUGCUCUCAUCGCCCACACUGUGCCAGACAUGGCCCGUGGUUCCCUGGAGCCUGGGGGCCUCAGGGGCACGGGGGCAGGACCGUGGGGCUGAGCACAGGCUACAGGGACAGUGGGGGGCUGGAUGAGGUCAGCAGUGUGGCCUGUGAAAUGCAUGGCCUUUCAAGCCCUUGCACAUGGAGGCGGUUCUCCAGCCUGGAGUCGGAAGUGUGAGGUCCAUAGUGGGGGUGUCAGUCUCUCUGGCUUCCAGCAGCUGGACUCUGCCUUGCACUGCCAGGGUUAGUGGGCAGGCAGGCCCCAGCUCUUCCAGCUUCUGCCAGGAAUCCUGGUGCUGGGGUCCUGGGACCCAGGAAUCCUGGCUCUGAGGCACUGGUGACAAUGUUUUCCAGGUCCCUUCAGUGGCCACAGCUGCCUCAGGUCCUGGCGUGGGCUGGGCUGUUGCUGUCCCCUCCCUGUGCAGAGCCCUCCUACCCAGUCUGGAGUCCUGGGAAGCGGUGGUGUCAGAUCCACCAGGGUCUCCCUGCCCUGGUGUGAGCAGGUGCCUGGCAUGGUGGCUGCGGGCUUGAUCUGGAGCUCAGGGCUGGAUGCAACUCGGGCUGGGCAGGGCUGUCCUGCUCCUUGCUCCACCCUGCUGGAGUUUGUUCCCAUCAGAGCACAGGGCA